AUGUCACCCUUUUGUCCUUUCUGUGAAACUGUCGGACAUUGGCCUCAACAGUGCAAUGUUGUAACGGACAUAGACGUGCUCAUACAGAAAUUGAAGACUAGUAAUAGAUGUUUUUUGUGCACUAACCGAGGACAUACCACAAAAAAUUGCCCCCGUAGAGAUAAAUUUAGCUGUUCCAAAUGCAGGAGAAAACACCAUACAUCAAUAUGCAAACCUCUAACCAAUGAGCAGCCUGUGGCUACAUCUACAAACAAAAUUGAGAUAUCGUCUUCCAGUUUCGCUCAUUUGCAAACUGCACGAGUUUUCAUAACUGGGCCUAAUGGCAUUACAAAACUGGCACGUUGUUUUUUGGAUGGUGGAAGUCAAUCUAGUUUCGUUUCUUCUAAACUUGUGGAUACUUUAAAACUUCCAGUAAUUUCAGCCAGCCAUUUGGACAUUCAAGCCUUUGAAUCCCCAGCUAAUGUUGGCCAUAUGCGAAGGCAAGUCAAAUUUCAGUUAUCAAGUAUCUGGGACGAAUCUAAAGUUAAUGUUACUGCAUUUGAAAGCUCCAACAAAUAUGCAUCACACCUACCUUCAUCAACGGAUGUUUCACUCCUUGCUAAAAACAAGCGAAUGAAACUUGCUGAUCCAGAUGAUUCAUUGUCGAAUUUGUCAAUUGAGAUUUUAAUCGGUGCAGAUUUCUACUGGAUUGUUAUGAAUUCUGAAGCUCCAGUCAGGUUGUCGGAGUCCCUGGCAUUGGUCCCAUCAAGUUUUGGUUGGGUACUUAGUGGAACUCGAUCACACGCGACAGUUUCCUUCAUUUCAACGGUUCAUAAUGUUGAUGUGUAUACUUCAACUCAGGAAUUAGACAAUGUGGUACGAAAUUUCUGGAACUUAGAGAGCAUUGGCAUACAACCAACACAAGAAAAAAUAAGUCCUCACAACUCAGAACUCUUGACGAACUUUCAUCAAUCUUUUGAAAUCAUCGAUGGUAGAAGAGUUGUAAAAUUGCCUUGGAAACCAGAAGUUCAACUUUCGUCGAACAAUUAUGGGGUCGCAAUUCAGCGUUUUAAAUCUUUAACAAGGAAACUGCGUGCAAAUUCAGAAUUCAAAGUAAAAUAUAUUGAGCACAUGCAAGAUUACAUUGAUAAAAAACACGUUGAAGUUGUCUCAAAAACACAUAAUGAGGAACGCUUAUUUUACUUGCCCCAUCACGCUGUAAAGAAAAUCACAAAUGGAGAAACUAAGUGGCGUAUAGUUUUUGAUGCAUCUUCGCAUUCUCCAGGUCACCCAUCUUUGAACGACGCUCUUGAAGUAGGACCAAAUCUUCUUCCUGAUAUCUUAGCCACAUUGUUGAGAUUUCGACUUUCUAAAAUAGCAAUCACUAGUGAUGGGCGACAAGCAUUUCUGCAGCUGAUUCUAGCAGAAGAAGACAGAGAUGCAACACGAUUUAUUUGGUACAAUACUACAUAUACUCCUGAUGGGAAACUCUGCACUGAAGAUAACAUUGUAACUUACCGAUUCGCACGUCUUCCAUUUGGACUCGUCUCUAGUCCAUUUUUAUUAGCAGCUUCUCUUCGUGAAUUGGCUACAAAACACAAACAAGCAUAUCCUACAGCAACUAGACACGUUGAGAAUAACAUCUAUGUGGAUGAUUUUGUAACGAGAACAUCUACGGAUACUGGAGCUCUGAUUCUUUACCAAGAACUGCAGCAACUUACAUCACUUAUUAGCCUACCAUUAGACAAAUGGACUACAAAUUCUAAGAUUUUGAAAGAUAUGUGGAAACAAGAAAACGUCUCGUUUAAGGAUAUUACGCAGGUCUUGGGUGUUAAAUGGGAUACUAACAGUGAUGUUUUUCAAAUUGAUGUGCUGACAAAAAUUGUUCAAGCAUGCAAAGAACCAGUAACAAAACGCUUACUACUGAAGCUGAUGUCAAAGUUUUACGAUCCUCUAGGCCUGUUUGCUCUAGUUAUAGUUGUUGUGAAGAUAUUGUUUCAAGAUACAUGGUUUAGUGGUAUUCAGUGGGAUGAACUAUUACCUCCAUCUGUAGCACAGCAGUGGCACAAGUGGAUAAAUGAAUUACACUAUCUGAAUGAAAUAUGCAUCUCAAGAUGGAUUGGCUUUUCGGAAAAUUCCGACGCUACCAUACAUGUGUUUUGCGACGCUUCGGAACGUGCAUAUGGUGCUUGCUUAUACGCUCGUCACGCAGAUGAUAUUUCUACAGAGAUCCAUCUCAUUUGCAGUCGAAAUAAACUAGCCCCAAUCAAAAGGGUCACCCUUCCGAGACUUGAAUUGUUAGCUGCACUACUAGGAGCUCGCCUACUCCGAUACUUUUGCAGGGAAACGAACAUGAAUUCCCACACUGCCAUACUAUGGAGCGAUUCUACUGUAGCUUUAAGUUGGAUAAAGGGAAAUCCUAACCAGUGGAAAACAUUUGUCUGCAACAGAACAACAGAAAUCCUUCAAAACACUACUUCAGCACAAUGGCGCCACUGUCCCGGUACAGAUAACCCUGCGGAUCAUCUUACUCGUGGUACCUUUCCAUCACAGUUAUCGAUUUUAGAAUCUUGGUGGCACGGCCCUAAAUGGCUAAAACAUGAUCCAGAAACUUGGCCUAUCAAAGUUUUGUCUACACGUACACACUCUUUAGUUGAAGCUGAAUCACGAAAAACCAAAUUUCAAUCCUCCUACGUUGCAACUGCAGAAACCAUCAUAGAAAUAUCUCGAUAUAGUUCUUACACGAAACUUCUUCAUGUGACUGCCUGGAUUCUACGUUUUGUAUACAACUGUAAGAGUCAGCAACACAUAACUCAUGAACUGAAUUGUAAUGAAAUAGAGAAAGCUAAAAACUAUUGGAUACAAACUGUACAGAAUCAAUGUUUCUCAGCUGAAAUAAAUACCUUAAAAGCUGAACGUCCCCUGCCGAAAAAAUCCAAAAUUUCCUGUUUCAAUCCCUUUCUCGAAGAUAAUUAUUUGCGCCUUGGAGGAAGGCUACAAUUUUCAAACAUUUCAUCUGAUACUCGACACCCUUUAUUGCUCGAUGGUAAACACUAUUUUGUCCACCUAUUGAUCCAGCAUACCCACAUACGACUUCACCAUUUAGGUGUGCGUAUAAUCCUGUCCGAGUUACGUUCAACCUUCUGGAUUUUAAGAGGACGUCAAGCUAUAAAGCAAGUUAUUCACAAAUGCUUGCCUUGCAAGCUGUCCAAAGCAAAAUACGGAAAACAAAUCGAAGCUUCUUUACCUCCUGAAAGAGUAUUGUACCUUCUGCUCCAUUUACUACCACAGGAAUUGAUUUUGCUAGACCUGUGA
This is a messenger RNA of Parasteatoda tepidariorum (common house spider), 3294 nucleotides long. RefSeq lists its product as uncharacterized. Gene Ontology annotation, molecular function: nucleic acid binding. NCBI's taxonomy places the organism in Eukaryota, Metazoa, Arthropoda, Arachnida, Araneae, Theridiidae. The record is from RefSeq and is a predicted model, not a curated record.